UUUUUCAACCAAAUUUAUUUUGUUGAUAAUAAAGUAAUUGCAAUAUUCACUUUAGCUUGCUUGCCAAAUCCUCAUUCCCAAAUUCCAACUGCCACGCCAAAAGACCGCUAAAGUUGAAAGAUCACCAUUUACUCCCAAAUAAGAGCACAACAAUCGACAAAAUAGAGCGAAAAUUUGAACAAAACUAGCUCGGUAAAUCGAACAAAAGCUCCGGUUAGACGAAAACUAGCUCUCGGUGGCUUCAAGGGCAACAUGUUUGCCAAAAUCUUUGAAAAGCUCAAUCCUACGCCACCGCAUAGUGCAUCCCAAGGAAAUGAGAAAUUGACAGACCUGGAAGCAACAAUUGCUGUUCACUAUGGGAUUCCAUCUACAGCGUCCAUUCUGGCAUUUGACCCUAUUCAACAACUCUUGGCGAUCGGAACAUUGGAUGGAAGAAUUAAAGUGAUUGGUGGAUCUAAUGUUGAGGGCCUUCUUUUGUCUCCUAAGCCAUUACCAUUCAAGAAUUUGGAGUUCCUGCAAAACCAAGGAUUUUUAGUGGGAAUCUCAAAUGGAAAUGAAAUUCAGGUUUGGGAUCUAGAAAACAGGAGAAUGUCUUGCAGUUUACAGUGGGAGUCCAAUAUUACUGCAUUCUCCAUGAUCUAUGAUACUCAUUACAUGUUUGUGGGUGAUGAAUAUGGUUAUCUCUCUGUUCUGAAGUACGAGAGCAGAGAAGGGAGCUUGGAACUGUUACCUUAUCACAUUCCUCCGAAUCUUAUAGCUGAAGCUGCUGAGAUUUCAAUGCCUGAUCAACUAGCCAUCGUUGGUUUACUUCCCCAACCUAGUUCACUUGGAAAUAGGGUCCUAAUUGCUUAUGAGAAUGGAUUAAUUAUUCUCUGGGACAUUACAGAAGAUCGAACUGUUCUUGUUAAAAAGUAUAAACAGCUCCAUGUGAAGGAUGAAAUUGUUGUUCAUGCUUUAAAAGAUGCAAGUGAAGAGAAGUUUCAUGUUUCAUCAGAUAAUCAAGAAGGGGAAAAGGAAAUAAGCUCACUCUGUUGGUUGUCAUCUGAUGGGUCAAUUUUAGCUGUUGGUUAUGUUGAUGGAGAUAUCUUGUUGUGGAACUUAUCAGUUCCUGGGAAGAAAAGUUCAGAGGCUGAAGCUUCAUCUAGUUAUGUCAAGCUGCAACUCUCAGCAGGAGAAAGAAGACUCCCUGUUAUUGUUCUGCGUUGGUCUGCUAACAAUGCACAGAAUGGUUGUGGGGGCCAACUGUUUGUCUACGGUGGUGAUGCAAUUGGAUCAGAGGAGGCCUUGACGGUCUUGAAUCUUGAUUGGUCCUCUGGGAUAGCGGCACUGAAAUGUGUUGAAAGAGUAGACCUUGGACUUGAUGGAUCUUUUGCAGAUGCCAUUGUAGUUUCAAAUGCUAAUGGAACAGGAAUUUAUGAUGCUUCUUCCUUGUUUGUGUUGACAAAUCCAGGGCAAUUGCACUUUUAUGACAAGACAAGCUUGUCUGCUUUAAAAUCUAACCCAAAGAAGAAGCAUGCAGAUUUUGCUGUUAAGUGUCCUACAGUUGUACCUACCCUUAAACCACGUAUAACUGUGGCAAACCUAUAUCCAGUGGAUAGGAAAUGGAAUUCCUCAAGGACUACUUCAGAGGAAGUUAUGAAUGCACAACUCCAUCCAGCUCAUGGUGUGACUGAACAGGAAAUUAAAAUGCCUCUAAGUGGUAGUAUUGCCGGACAACUUCCUCUUACUGAGGAUGAUGGAAUAGAGAGAAUACUUGUUGCUGGCUAUCUGGAUGGAUCUGUCCGUUUGUGGAAUGCAACAUUUCCAGUCUUUUCACUUAUAGCUAUUCUGGAAACUCAGGCGGAUGGCAUUCAAGACACUGGUCCUAGAACAGCAAUAUCUGCUUUGGAUUGCUCCUCCACUGCUUUAACUCUUGCCAUUGGCCACCAAUGUGGCCAGGUUCGUGUUUAUAGCCUCAUGGGGCAGUCUAAGACAACUAGCUUGAACUUGGUUCCAGAUACUGAACAGGAUGUUCAGUACUGUCAAGGUGAUACUGGCUUUCAGUUUUCCCUCGUAAAAUCUCCAGUAAGCAUCCUAAAAUUUGUAGCUGUGGGUUCCAGACUUGUCGCAGGAUUUGAAAGCGGCCAGGUUGCCAUGCUUGAUAUUAGUUCAUCAUCAGCCUUGUUCGUUACGGGUUGUUUAUCCAGCUCAAGUUCCGGAAUCACUUCUGUGGCUGUGAAAUAUUAGGAUGCUCGUGAAGACACUGAGGACCACUGUGAAGAGGGAACAACAAAUGCACAUCAGAAAGAGGUUAUUUCAGUAUUAACCAGAGAUGCAGAAGUGGUUUUGCUCGAUGGCUCCACUGGCAAUAAAAUUAGCUCUCAAGCAAAACACACAAAGGAAAUGUCAACUGCUAUAUCUCUGUAUAUUUUAGAUGACAUCACCUCUGUCUCCGAAGAGUUGCAAAAGCAUUCUUCAAUUCUAGACAGUGCUGUGCAGCCUGAAGAUUUAAGACAGAAAUGUAUGGAUUCACAAAUUUUACUUUGUUGUCAGGAUGGCUUGCAUUUGUUCUCUUUAAGUUCUAUAAUUCAGGGUGGUGUCAACCCUAUUCGUGAAGUUAAACCUGCUAAACCGUGUUCUUGGACUUCCAUUCUUAAGAAUGAUGCUGAAAAAUAUGGACUGGUUUUAGUAUAUCAGAGUGGAGCAGUUGAAAUAAGAUCCUUGCCGGAUCUUAAUGUCUUGGGAGAAUCCUCAUUAAUGUCUAUAUUUAGAUGGAAUUCCAAGAUAAACAUGGACAAGACCAUAAGUUCUCCUGGUAAAGGGAUGAUUUCACUGGUGAAUGGGUCUGAAUUUGCUAUUUUAUCACUGUUGGCCUUCGGAAAUGAUUUCAGGAUUCCGGAAGCUUUACCCUCGCUGCAUAAUAAAUCUCUCGCAGCUGCUGCAGAUGAUGCUGUCGGUACAUUCCAACAUCAAAAGAAGAAACAGGGGUUGAAAGGAUUUAAAGGACAGCAGGCUGCUGAUCACAGUAACGCUCGAGAUUCUCUUGUUACUCAUCUGGAAAACAUAUUCUCUAGAUUUCCAUUCUCAGACCCUACAAAUGUAAUGGAUGACCUUGGAAGCCUGGAACUGAAGUUAGAUGAUAUUGAAAUUGAUGAACCUGUUCAUGUUACUUCAUCAUCUCUCAGCAGUGAUGAUGUCAGAAUAGAAAAGGAGACCGAUAGAGAUAUGUUAUUGGAAGGUGGUACUAGUGAUGCCAAGCCACGGCAAAGGACUCGUGAAGAAAUGAUUGCUAAAUAUAGAAACAAGGGGGAUGCUGCCUCUGCUGCAGCGGAGGCAAAGGAUAAGCUUCUUGAGCGCCAGGAGAAGCUCGAGGUACAUAUUCGAGUUUUGAUGUGUUGUAGCUUGGAUUGAAAAAUGGAAUAAAAUGCUCCUUCAUCUGCUCCAAAGUCUGUUUUUGGGAUGCUAUGUAGCAUUAGCUAAAUAGAUAGGAGCUGAUAUAGACUUAGUUACUUUAUAAUCAUAGACUGUUAUAUAGGACUGUUUGUGUAUAAUUUGGACUGCUGUUCGUAUUAAUUGUUAUUGUUAAACAUUAGCAUAAGUGCAGAAAUUAAGGUCAGGUAUUCGUGUGGAGUUAAUAAUUGAGGGCGUCCAAGUAGUUUACCAUGUUCCAUUUUUUAUAAUGCAUCUCAUCUACUGUUGCAAUUAAAUAGGGAUGGAUAUAUAGGAGUGCUGGAAUUGGAUAUACGGACUGGAUAUAUAUAUAAAUGGGACUGGACUCGAACUGGAAUAAGUCAUAAUUCGAGUUCCAUAUUGCUUAUUCAA
Messenger RNA from Nicotiana attenuata, 3801 nucleotides. RefSeq lists its product as uncharacterized. Gene Ontology annotation, molecular function: syntaxin binding; GTPase activator activity; myosin II binding. Lineage: Eukaryota; Viridiplantae; Streptophyta; Magnoliopsida; Solanales; Solanaceae. Gene Ontology annotation, cellular component: plasma membrane; cytoplasm. Gene Ontology annotation, biological process: regulation of exocytosis. The record is from RefSeq and is a predicted model, not a curated record.